UCGGGGCUCGGCGGCGGCCGGGCUCGGGGCGGACGUACCACCAUGGGGUCGUCAAAGAAGCAUCGCGGGGAGAAGGAGGCGACCGGGACGACGGCGGCGGCCAGCACCGGGGGCGCCACCGAGCAGCCGCCGCGGCACCGGGAGCACAAAAAACACAAGCACCGGAGCGGCGGCGGCGGCGGCGGCAGCAGCGGCGGCGAGCGACGGAAGCGGAGCCGGGAGCGUGGGGGCGAGCGCGGGGGCGGGCGGCGCGGGGCCGAAGCCGAGGCCCGCAGCGGCGCGCACGGGCGGGAGCGCAGCCAGGCCGAGCCUUCCGAGAGGCGCGUGAAGCGGGAGAAGCGCGAUGACGGCUACGAGGCCGCUGCCAGCUCCAAAACUAGCUCAGGAGAUGCCUCGUCUCUCAGCAUCGAGGAGACCAAUAAACUCCGGGCCAAGUUGGGGUUGAAACCGUUGGAGGUCAAUGCCGUCAAGAAGGCCAUGGGCAGGCAUAGCCUCACGUCUGGGCCCCCCUUCCAGAGGCGGGCACCAAGGAGGAGCCCGUGGCAGCCGAGGUCAUCAACCCUAUGGCUUUGCGACAGCGAGAGGAGCUACGAGAGAAGCUGGCGGCUGCCAAAGAAAAGCGCCUCCUGAACCAAAAGCUGGGGAAGAUAAAGACACUGGGCGAGGAUGACCCCUGGCUGGAUGACACUGCAGCCUGGAUUGAGAGGAGCCGGCAGCUUCAGAAGGAGAAGGACUUGGCAGAGAAGAGAGCCAAGCUGCUGGAGGAGAUGGACCAAGAGUUCGGCGUGAGCACUCUGGUGGAGGAGGAGUUCGGGCAGAGGCGACAGGACCUGUACAGCGCCCGGGACCUGCAGGGCCUCACCGUGGAGCACGCCAUCGAUUCCUUCCGAGAAGGAGAGACUUUGAUCCUCACCCUCAAGGACAAAGGCGUGCUGCAGGAGGAGGAGGAUGUGCUGGUGAAUGUGAACCUGGUGGAUAAGGAGCGGGCAGAGAAAAACGUGGAGCUGCGGAAGAAGAAGCCCGACUACCUGCCCUACGCAGAGGACGAGAGCGUGGACGACUUGGCACAGCAAAAACCCCGCUCUAUAUUGUCCAAGUACGACGAGGAGCUCGAGGGCGAGCGGCCACAGUCCUUCCGUCUGGACCAGGGUGGCACGGCCGAUGGCCUCCGGGAACGGGAGCUGGAGGAGAUCCGGGCCAAGCUGCGGCUGCAGGCCCAGUCCCUGAGCACGGUGGGACCCCGACUUGCCUCCGAGUACCUCACGCCCGAGGAGAUGGUGACCUUUAGAAAGACCAAGCGGAGGGUGAAGAAGAUCCGCAAGAAGGAGAAGGAGGUGGUUGUGCGGGCUGACGACUUGCUGCCUCUUGGGGACCAGAGUCAAGAUGGGGACUUCGGUUCCAGACUGCGGGGCCGGGGUCGGCGCCGAGUGCCCGAGGCAGACGAGGAGGCCCCGGAAGAGGAGGAGAAGGAGCCUGUGCCUCAGCCCCCGCAGUCAGAUGACACCCGAGUGGAGAACAUGGACAUCAGUGAUGAGGAGGAGGCCGGAGCACCGCGAUCUGGGUCCCCAGAGGUGCUGGAGGAGGAUGAGGCGGAGCUGGAGCUGCAGAAGCAGCUAGAGAAGGGGCGCCGGCUGCGGCAGCUGCAGCAGCUACAGCAGCUGCGAGACAGCGGGGAGAAGGUGGUGGAGAUUGUGAAGAAGCUGGAGUCGCGCCAGCGGGGCUGGGAGGAGGAUGAGGAUCCGGAGCGGAAGGGGGCCAUCGUGUUCAACGCCACGUCGGAGUUCUGCCGCACUCUCGGGGAGAUCCCCACCUACGGGCUGGCCGGCAACCGGGAGGAGCAGGAGGAGCUCAUGGACUUUGAACGGGAUGAGGAGCGCUCGGCCAACGGCGGCUCUGAGUCGGACGGGGAGGAGAACAUUGGCUGGAGCACAGUCAACCUGGAUGAGGAGAAGCAGCAGCAGGAUUUCUCGGCCUCCUCCACCACAAUCCUGGACGAGGAGCCCAUUGUGAACAGAGGGCUGGCAGCCGCCCUGCUGCUGUGUCAGAACAAAGGGCUGCUGGAGACGACGGUGCAGAAGGUGGCGCGCGUGAAGGCGCCCAACAAGUCGCUGCCGUCCGCCGUGUACUGCAUCGAGGACAAGAUGGCCAUUGAUGACAAGUACAGCCGGCGGGAGGAGUACCGUGGCUUCACCCAGGACUUCAAGGAGAAGGACGGCUACAAGCCCGACGUUAAGAUCGAGUACGUGGACGAGACGGGCCGGAAGCUCACCCCCAAGGAGGCUUUCCGGCAGCUGUCCCACCGCUUCCACGGGAAGGGCUCGGGCAAGAUGAAAACGGAGCGGCGGAUGAAGAAGCUGGACGAGGAGGCGCUCCUGAAGAAGAUGAGCUCCAGCGACACGCCCCUGGGCACGGUGGCUUUGCUCCAGGAGAAGCAAAAGGCCCAGAAGACGCCGUACAUCGUGCUCAGUGGCAGCGGCAAGAGCAUGAACGCGAACACCAUCACCAAGUGAAGCCAACCUCCCUUCCGGUCCCCACCCCAACUUUAAUAUUAAAUAAAGUCCCCUCCUUAUUUUUUC
Equus caballus (horse) is the source of this 2576-nucleotide messenger RNA. Lineage: Eukaryota; Metazoa; Chordata; Mammalia; Perissodactyla; Equidae. The record is from RefSeq and is a predicted model, not a curated record.